Molecule: messenger RNA, 1236 nt
Organism: Solea senegalensis (Senegalese sole)
Lineage: Eukaryota; Metazoa; Chordata; Actinopteri; Pleuronectiformes; Soleidae
Gene: tomt
Product: transmembrane O-methyltransferase
Exons: 4
Coding region: 238-1017 (259 amino acids)
Biological process (GO): catecholamine catabolic process; dopamine metabolic process; developmental process
Molecular function (GO): catechol O-methyltransferase activity
Source: RefSeq, a predicted model, not a curated record
UGAAGAAUCUUUGGGAGUGACCAGGAUCGACAGUAUUAGAAAUGAGCAUAUGAGGGACAGCUCAAGUUGAACUGUUUAGAAAUACAGUGAAAGAUGCAAGCAUUCAACGUUCUUAUGGCUAUAGGGAAGAAGUAGUUUUUUAGGCUGGAUGUGUUUAUUUUUGCAGAUCUGUGUUAUCAACCUGAUGGUAACAGUUCUGUGUGUGUUUUGUAUGUGUUUCUCUCUGUAUGAGUAAGGAUGGUGUCUCCUGCUAUUGCCUUGGCCUUUCUCCCACUCCUGCUGACACUGCUCAUCAGAUACCGUUACUACUUUGUGCUGUUCUAUCGGGCCAUCCUGAUCAGGACGUGGAGGGACUGUGUCACUGGUCUGAGUCGAGAGGAACGCGCCUUCCAGUAUGUUCUCACUCACGCUACACCUGGAGACCCUGACAGCAUCUUGGAAGCCUUUGAUGUUUGGUGCAGCAAGGUGGAGUUCAUCAGCAACAUUGGACCUAAAAAAGGGAAGAUCCUGGACCGGCAGCUGAUAGAGCAGAGUCCCUUGACCGUGCUGGAACUGGGUGCCCACUGUGGCUAUAGCACAGUGCGAAUAGCCCGUAAUCUGCCCGUUGGUGCCAGGCUCUACAGUGUCGAGAUGGACCAGAGGAACGCUGCCAUAGCAGAGAAAAUCAUCCGCCUGGCAGGGUUUGAUGAUGACACAGUGGAGCUCAUUGUGAAUCCAUCUGAUGAGGUGAUCCCUAAACUGCGGUCAGACUACGGUUUGGAAAGACUGGAUUUUGUCUUCAUGGACCACUGGAAGAAGUGCUACUGCCCUGAUCUGCAGAUGCUGGAGGGCUCUGGUCUGCUGGGUAAAGGUUCUAUGAUAGUGGCGGACAACGUGCUGUUUCCUGGAGCUCCAAAGUUCCUCAGACACAUUCGUAAAAGCGGCUUAUAUGAGUGGAAAAUCCACCGGGCUACACUGGAGUACAGCAAAGGCAUCAGGGAUGGGAUGGCCGAGCUGGUGUACCAGGGAAUCAAAUAGAUCAUCCAAACAGAAAUACCACACUGUUAGACUGUUACACAUUUUGUAGAGGAAAGGAAUGAAGUAAUGAUUGUAAACCCUGUGUUAAAACAAUUUUAAAUAAACAGGAUGGUAGGGAUACGUGUAAAUCCUUUCUUAAAAAUUAUGCAUUAUCAUGAAAAACUGGAGCAUCUAUUUUCCAGACUAGUUAAAUAAAUCAAUAAAAAAAACUCUGCUCAC